Molecule: messenger RNA, 693 nt
Organism: Entrophospora sp. SA101
Lineage: Eukaryota; Fungi; Glomeromycota; Glomeromycetes; Entrophosporales; Entrophosporaceae
Source: the annotation of a GenBank genome assembly
AUGCUUGUAAUGAAUUCAACGGAACCAAUUCUCGAAAGAGCUUUACUAAAUCCUCAACCAAACACCAAUGAAUAUUACGAUGCCAUCAAAAUUUUUGUUGCAAUCUGCGAAUUUCUUGAUCCUUAUGACUUGUUGAAAUUGGAGUGCGUUUGUAAAAAAUUCAGAGACUAUCUAAGAUCAAAGGAUAAUGAAGCUAUCGAAUUGUUAUGGAAGCACUCUAGAAACACUUACACGCCAUUCAAUGAUUACGAAGUAUUGACCGGAAUGUCUGAGAGAGAUUACACUAAAUUAUUAUGCAUUAAAAAUGGCUGCCAACGAUGUGAAAAAUUUAUCGAACAGAUACCUAAUGUGCGCAAGGAAACUUUAAAAGCAAUUCCUACAGUAUCUCAUAAAGAUCCUUUGGGAAAGGGCGAAAAGCAAUAUUGGAUAUCGACUUAUUUUAAGGUCGAUCAAAUAUUAUCAAAAUUAUCUGCUAGUGAAAAAAUAGAAUUUCUUAUGGACAAGGAGGACGAGUCUAAAUUUUUAAUUGAGGAAGAUAGAAAACAAACUGAUGAAUUGAUUUUACAAUUAGCCACUAGAUUAUCGGAAAAUUCUAAUCUCUAUACUUUUUUCGAUGAAUAUCAACAUUCUAGUUAUAUGGCUAAUGACGAGUCAGACUUAUUAAUGAUUGGUAUGAAUCUUCAAUAUACAUAA